UUUUCCUUUUGUCUUCGAUUGUUCCCACCAUCUGGGUCUUUUCCAAUGAGUCCACUCUUCUCAUUAGGUAGCCAAAAUAUUUCAGCUUCAGUCUCUGCCUUUCCAAAGGUCAGUAUUCUCCAUUAGAAUACUGUACGAAUUUCUGCCUAAUUUGUGGAAUAUGCAGUAUCUAAUUGUACUAAAAUCAGUCUUCUGUUCUUUUUGAUGAAUAAAGAAAAUAUUUUUGAUUGAUUCACUCAAAUAUAGAGUUAAUAUUUCAUGUUUAAUUUAUGUUGAAAUGUUUGCAACAUGUGAGUUUUGUUUUAUUUUGCAGAUCUGGAGAUCAUAAAAGAUCUGUUCUUGAAACAAUGGCAACAAAAUCAUCGCUCCUUAAAGUAAUCCUUUUAGGAGAUGGAGGAGUUGGAAAGAGUUCAAUUAUGAACAGAUAUGUUACUAACAAAUUUGAUACCCAGUUAUUCCAUACAAUAGGUGUAGAAUUCUUAAAUAAAGAUCUGGAAGUGGAUGGACACUUCGUCACAAUGCAGAUAUGGGACACUGCAGGCCAGGAACGGUUUAGGAGCUUGAGGACUCCCUUCUACCGAGGUUCUGACUGUUGCCUUCUCACUUUCAGUGUAGAUGAUUCUCAAAGCUUCCAAAAUCUGAGCAACUGGAAAAAAGAAUUCAUUUACUAUGCAGAUGUGAAGGAGCCUGAAACAUUUCCUUUUGUGAUACUGGGUAAUAAAGUUGAUAUAACUGAAAGACAAGUAUCUACAGAAGAAGCCGAGGUCUGGUGCAGAAACAAUGGAAACCAUCCUUACUUUGAAACAAGUGCAAAAGAUGCCACUAAUGUUGCAGCAGCUUUUGAGGAAGCUGUCCGAAGAGUUCUUGCUACUGAUGAUAGAUCAGAUCACUUGAUUCAAACAGAUACAAUAAAUCUUCACCGAAAGCCCAAACCUAGUUCAUCAUGCUGUUGACUAUUUAGCUUUAUCUCUUGGUUCAAUAUCAUUCUUAACUCGGAAUAAUAGAACAUAUGAUUCAUUGGAUGACACAUAAUAUAUUAAACUGUAAUAUUUUACUGCUUUAUGUGCUGGCCAGAAGAUUCUCUUCUAUGUGACCUAUUGCUAAAUAAAUGGUAUCUGACAUUUGGGGAAGGUAUUAACUCAAGAAUUCAUUUAAUUUAAAUGUUGUUUGAAUAAUAAAUUAUAUACUAAAACUUGAAAGUUCUAGAAGCACUACUUGGGGACUCAGUUGAGGAAUAGAAAUUUUAUAUCUAUGUGUAUAUUUUGAGGUCACUAAUUCAUGGUUUACUUCACUAAAACCUUUUACAUAAAGCAAUAUUAGUAGAUAGUACAUUCUUAUUCACGAUUGCAUCUUUAAUCUAUUUUUUUUUAAAUCUGAUUUAAUAUAAACAUUUUAAGGGCUUUUGCUAUUUGCCUAGUGUCACUGAGCUGCCUGUAGAUUUUAAGUUAGAUAAUAAAUCUGCAUAUAUGGAG
Thamnophis sirtalis is the source of this 1472-nucleotide messenger RNA. The record is from RefSeq and is a predicted model, not a curated record. Lineage: Eukaryota; Metazoa; Chordata; Lepidosauria; Squamata; Natricidae.